Molecule: messenger RNA, 3386 nt
Organism: Drosophila miranda
Lineage: Eukaryota; Metazoa; Arthropoda; Insecta; Diptera; Drosophilidae
Gene: Pop1
Product: ribonucleases P/MRP protein subunit POP1
Exons: 2
Coding region: 165-2654 (829 amino acids)
Biological process (GO): tRNA 5'-leader removal
Cellular component (GO): nucleolar ribonuclease P complex; ribonuclease MRP complex
Source: RefSeq, a predicted model, not a curated record
CGAUACAUCGUACAAUAUCGCUGCGCACUUAUCGAUAGUGCUGUUGAUGGUUUGGCAGCCGUAGUGUGACCAUAUUGCCACGUGCCGCGGAUUCAGUUUGUUUUGAUCUUCCGAAAGCGUUUUCGAAGUACAAUUUAUGCUGAAGAUUGCGGCCCGGCCCCAUCAUGAGCACACAGAAACUGGAGUACGAUGCCCGCAUGGGCGGCCGGAUCACACUGCCCACGCACGUGUCUACCUACCGCUACGCGGCGGGUGCGCUGAACGAGAUUAAGGGACUCAUCGCCGAGGCCUUGAGUCCAGUCAGCAGCAAACUGAUCUUCCAGUCGCUGCCCAAGCACAUGCGGCGUCGCGCCAUGUCCCACCAUCCGAAGCGGUUGCCGCGCAAGUACCGCCACGCCCACAAGAACCAGAUGAGCAAGGGCGGAAACGACCCGGUGAUCCGGAAACGUCCCUCGCGCAAGUACCGGCGCCGGCCCGGUAACCUGCUGAAGGAGUACGUGCGCCGCCAGCGGCGGCACCACUGGCUGGAGACGCACAUCUGGCACGCCAAGCGCUUCCACAUGGUGGACCGUUGGGGCUACCGCCUGGCCAACGCCAGUUGCGACAAAACCUACCGCGCCUGCUAUCGGGCAAGCGUCCAGCACUGCCUGCUCCAGGACAUCUCCUACUACACCUGCGUCGAGCUUCAAGGUAGCCUAGAGUCGUUGCGCAAGGGAUUCGCCCGCCUGACCAGCCCUGAGUGCGGCUUGAGCGUGACGGCGAGAACUUUUCUUACGGGCCGUCGCGAGGGAAGCGUGGAGCUCUUCGCCGAUAGCCAGUAUCCUCGCGGUGCUCUCCAGCGUGCCAGCUUCAUGUGGCGACCCCUGGAGGAAGGAGUGACAUCCACACAGGAUACACGCACACUUUGGCUCUGGCUGCAUCCCAGUGCCGCCCAGGCUACCGUCGAGCAGCUGCAGAGAGUGUUCCUGCUGCAGUCCAGGCGACAACAGACGCUACCCUUGGAGGAAAAGCCAGCGAAGGAGCAAAAAGAGAAGCCGUUGCGUUUCUGGACACAGACCAAGGCUUUUGAACGCCACGCCCACUACUCCAACACGAACGGCAGCAUCCAGCUGCUGGUGUUGCGGCAGGAGUUCAACCGCUUUCGCCUGACGGGACCCCAGGCACAGCGAGUGCUGGCAUCCAGCCUGCGGGCGCAUCGGAGGGAUCAGCUUGGAGUCCAGGCGGCCCAGGCCGACUACUGCGAAGCCGCUCUCCAACUGCAUUCCCCUAACGAGGUGCUCUCGAACCUCAUUUUGGGCCUCCACAUCGUGGAUCCCCGCCUGCAGCGUCCCUGCAAGCGCACUAAGGCGGAAUCUCGUGCUGGAGCGGUGCCAGCUGGUAAUCUCCUGCUCAGUCCGCCCGAGUGCCUGGCCCAGAGUCCGCUCUGGCUGCGGGAGGAGAGGGAGCGUCUGGCCAGGGGCAUAAUGUCCACGCAGCACUACCAGGAGCUGCGCCAGCAGCACGCUGUAGUUCCCGGAGUACCGUGUGCCUUCGAGGACCAGAUGCAGGCGGUUCCACUCCUGCUGAUCCAGCGACCCGGCUCCCAGGAUCCCGAAUACAAGCGCCUGGGCUACGGCUGCGGCUGGGACGUGAUUGCGCCGGCCAAGUACGGCAUGGCCCUCUGGCUAACACUCACCAUGUGGGGCGCCAGGCCGGGCGGCCUGCGGGAGCUCGAUUCGGUGGCCAGGGAGUCUGGCGGCGAGCAGCAUCUGGCCGACACUUUGGCGGGGCUGAAGCUGGCGUCUGCGGCUGCCGAGGAGCGGCGCGCUCGCUACUUCCGCCUGCCGCCCAACAAACGCACCAACUACCGGAAGCUGGCAGUGGCCAGCCCCUUCAGUGCCCCUUGGAAGCACCUGGUGCGGGACUGGCAGACCACUGCUGCCACCUCCAGUCCAGCCGUUGGAUCGUACCACGUCCUGCGACACCGAGAGCUGCUGGAGUCGAUCGGCGAUUGUCUGCGGCUACACCAGCCUCUACCCGACCAGGUGCCCGACGACUGCCUCAUCCAGAUCCAGCUACGUCUGAAGGCGCGUGGACAUGUGAAGGACAAUGCCCUGAUAUGUCUGCCCUCGGCUGCCGAUUACAAGCAACGCUGGCGUCAGAUCAGUCGGAACGAGCAGGCGCCCGUCCACAUAGAGCCUCCGCAGCCCGAUCUCAAUGAGCGGACGCGCAAGGACCUCCGCAGUGACCACAAAAUCAAGCUGAAGCGCCUGCGGGCCCGACGAGUGCGCGAGAAGCGGCGCCUCCAGGAGACGGCCACCAGGCGUGUCCAUAUCCGACCGGCCAACACGGCGCCCCUGGUCCGAGCCCACCUCUUGGAGAUGUGCCGCCUCUGGCUGCCCACAGACCCCGCCGAGACGAGCGAUAGCGUGCGACGCCAGUGCAGCCGCGAGGUCUUCGGCUACGUGACUACGGCCGGCUUCAGCUUCACGGAGGCGACCGUCUGUGCCGUCGGCUAUGUUACUCCCGGCGGCCUGCAGCAUUUGUUGAGCAACCUGAAGGACUCCAAGGGACGCCAACUGCAGCCGAUGUGCCUGGUGCGCGACCCCGACAGCCGCGACUAUCGCUGGGCUACCGUCCAAGUGAAUCUAAAUGUGGCCGCCCAGACCUUUUGAUCCGAGGAUUAGCUGAUAGCCAAUGUAUGUAUAGUGCCUAAUAUAUAUCCGAGAUAUACGAAAUAGAUUAUGAUCUUAGCAGAUGAUUGAUCCGAAUUGUCGCUGCCUUUAGUUUGGUUUAAUGUAAACUCAAAAUGAACAACUCGCCCAGUCACCUUGAAAAUUCGAUUGAGAUGUAAUUUUCGGUGGAAAUCAAUGCUAAAAACCGAAAUGCGAAAGACCUUUCCGUACAAUUAGUUCUAUUUUUGAGGUUUCUUUGGUGUGAAGGGAACAUCAAGAAGGUCUCUUACGAUUUGAAGACAAAUCUCGUGUGGAAAAUAGUUUUGGAUAUUGGUAUGAUGAUGGAAAUGAUAUUGAAGAAGAUAAUAACUCCUUUGUUUCAUGUUAAUUCCGGUAGUUCUGGCAGGUUCGAGGAAGGAAUCGAGAAAUUAGAAUCAGCAGGAGAAAAAUGUUUUUUCCUCUGGAGAAGAGAUGGAAAAGAAACGAAGUCCAAUGAGCGAGCAACUGGGAAGAGAACGAGAGCUUGGAAUGGGCGAGUAGUAGGCCACUCCAGAGGUGUGCUGCUAUUGGAUUCGCGAUGUCCAUUGAUCCAAAGAUUUUUGACUGGGAUCUAAAUUGUUUGAGAUCCUGCGGUGUAUCGAACCAGUCCGGAUAUCUGUAAUGCUCCCGUCGAAGAAUCGUUCGAAUUUGUUGAAAAUAAAACGCAUUUGGAAAUUUGUUGUACAUAUUUAA